AUGCACGGGGCGCGCGCGUGGCGGCUCCUGGCGACGGGUCUGCUCAGUGCCGUUGUCGGUGCGACGGUCGCGUACUGUCCACAGCUGCUCGUGCCUCUCGCUCUAUCGGUCGGUCUGCCUCUGGUCAUGUACGGCAUCAUUUCGCUGCUGGAGAUGAUGAUCGUGAGCACGAAGCGCAGCUGGAGGCAGCAAAGACAGCGACACGCGCCGCGCCGUGUCUUGGAAAUGAGCCGCGCCUUGUACGAGCAGCUGGAUGGCGACAUGCUCGAGCUGCUGAUGAGCAACCGAGACUUUGGCAGCGACGACUACGAGCACCUGAUGAGGCUCGAAGCGCUCAAUGGACGUCCGAUACUCGGUGCCACGUUGCAGCAGAUUCAGCAGCUGCCCGUUGUCACUGUGACAGAGAGCAUGGUGCAAGCACCCGCGAACGCCAGUUGCACAGUGUGCCUCAGUGCUUUCCACGUCAACAGCCACGUGCGGAUCCUGCCGUGUUUCCACCGCUUCCAUCUCGAAUGCAUUGACCCGUGGCUCGCUGAGAAACCACAAUGUCCGCUGUGCAAGUUCUCGGCCCUUGUCGCAUCGGUGAGUAGGUAA
Hyaloperonospora brassicae is the source of this 594-nucleotide messenger RNA. Lineage: Eukaryota; Oomycota; Peronosporomycetes; Peronosporales; Peronosporaceae. The record is from the annotation of a GenBank genome assembly.